AUGUCACGAAGAGUGGUGGGUAACCCCGUUAUCGGAACCAUCACCGCAAUCUCUUUAAUUAUUGGUGGUUGGGGUCUUUUACAAAUCACCGGCUUUGAAUUGCCGGAAAACUUGGCCGGUGCCGGAUGUUGGCAGUUUUUAACUAACCUUUCCUUACUUUAUACGUUGCUUGUAUUUGCUAUUGGUACCUUGGCUCAUAUGUUCCAAUCACCCGUAUUAUAUUCAUUAAAGAACUACUUACAUCCAAUUGCGUUGGCUUUAGAAUCAGUGGUGGCUCUGGUUUAUUGGCCCUUAAGAUUAUUUAAACCACAAUUGAUUCUUACAAGAGACUUUUUCCUUCCCAUGGAUGUUGACUUGGCUAUUCAUCUUUUACCAGUGGUUUCUCUCUCCAUUGAUUACUUCCUUUUUAUGCCUAAAUGGCUGUUGUCUCAUACAUCUGCUUUCCUGUUUGUCACGUCGUUAGCUAUGGGGUAUUACUUGCUCUUGAAACAGUUGGUGGAUGUGGAAAAUGGAGCCAUUUAUCCUUAUCAGUUUUUGAACGUUGAUACCGAGUUGGAAAGAAUCGUCAUUUUCUUCAUUGUGGGGUUAACAGGAUUUCUUCAAUACUUAUUCCUUCAAAAACUUUAUGAUGUCAUAGUUGACGGAGAAUAUAACAAGCUUACCGACAAUGAGAAGAUCAAGAAGACUACUUGA
This is a messenger RNA of Lizanozyma spartinae, 693 nucleotides long. RefSeq lists its product as uncharacterized. The record is from RefSeq and is a predicted model, not a curated record. The transcript has a single exon. Gene Ontology annotation, cellular component: endomembrane system; membrane. NCBI's taxonomy places the organism in Eukaryota, Fungi, Ascomycota, Pichiomycetes, Serinales, Debaryomycetaceae. Bases 1 to 693 code for a protein of 230 amino acids.